Molecule: messenger RNA, 2766 nt
Organism: Zasmidium cellare ATCC 36951
Lineage: Eukaryota; Fungi; Ascomycota; Dothideomycetes; Mycosphaerellales; Mycosphaerellaceae
Exons: 4
Coding region: 1-2766 (921 amino acids)
Source: RefSeq, a predicted model, not a curated record
AUGGCAUCACCAUCCGCUCGGCGGCGAUCUGUGGUGAUCGACUUGGUCAGCGACGAGUCUUCCGAUGAGGCUAUACCUGACCCGCCGAGACCAGUUCGCACGCCUGCGGAGCACCAACAGGCCACUCCUGGAGCUAACGACUUCGCCAUGGACGACUUCAUCGACUUCAAUGCAGGACUGCCUGGUACCUUCCCAGAUGAGCCCAUCGUACCUCAGAUCACGCCGACCUCACCGCCGCUUGACAACCACCUUGACGGCGAAUAUCUCAUCAUCGAUGGCGAACAGGUCUUCAUUCCUAAUAGCCCAGGUGAUCGAGCCAGAUCCAUCGGCGCCCCAAGUGAACAACCACAUACCCGUGAAGAGCAAGCCGCUCUUCCUGCUGGCGUGCUAUUCACAUUCGAUGACUGCCUCCAGCAUAUCCUAGCAGUCUUUCCAGACGUCUGCCACGAUCACGUUCGUGUGAUGUACGAUGCUAUCGACAAUAUUCCAGGAUCUGACCGAGUCGAGCAUAUCGUCAAUCAGCUACUCUCCAAAGACAGCUAUCCAAAGCGGGACAAGGGGAAGAAGCGCAAGCGCGAUGAAGAAGAAGACGACAUCGACCUCAAGCGCUGGGAGGGCCCAAAUCGUGAAGUCGUUCCCACCCACCUCAAAGGCACUAUCACCGCCAUGCUGAAGGCCGAAUUCCCGGAAGCAACUCACAACUUGAUCGCAGAGCAAGUAGCAAUUCAUCGGCAUCUCUACCCAACUUUCAUCGCCCUCACCAAAUCCAAAGAAGGCAAGCAAGUCGUUGGGUGGAGAGGCCGUCCCCCAAAAGGCAUGCUCGCGGAUGCUGAUAUCAUCGCAUCUAAUUCUGGAUGGGACGCUCUGUCCGACGAACUCAAGGCUGCUCGUAAGCAAGCAGAGCGAGUCGUGGCUGAACGUCGUGCAGAGAAUGCUAAGAGGAUCGCCGAACAAGAGAACCUGCAACGGGCAAUCGAGGCAGGGGAGACAGCAGAGUGCCAAGCAUGUUUUGAGGAGCUUCCCAUGAACCGUCAGAUCCACUGCAACGGCGACGUUGCCCACUUCACGUGCUUUGAUUGUACAAAGACGUACAUCAAAUCUGAAGUUGGCGAUUCACGCUGCCGAGUGCUUUGCACUGCUGGCUGUGGCGCCGGCUUUGCUUAUGCUCAACUUCACCAGCUCUCUGACAAGGGUCUGCUCACAAAGCUGGAGCAAUUGCAACAAGAGAAGGACAUUCGUGAUGCUGGCCUGGACGACUUGGAAGAAUGCCCAUUCUGCGACUACAAAGCAAUCCUUCCCCCGGUCGAAGAGGAUUUCGAAUUCAGAUGCAUGAACCCCUUGUGCGAGAAGGUCAGCUGCCGACGCUGCAAAGCCCUCUCGCACAUCCCGCUAUCCUGCGAAGAGUACGCCAAGGACAACAAGAUCAAUGCUCGACACAAGAUUGAAGAAGCUAUGACUGCAGCGAUGAUACGAUCUUGCAACAAAUGCAAGAAGCAGUUCAUCAAGGAAUAUGGCUGCAAUAAAAUGAGCUGCCCAUCGUGCGGCAACUUACAGUGCUAUGUCUGCUCAGAGUCGCUUAAGAGCUACGAUCACUUCGACCAGGGCGGUGGUCGCGGCGGACCUGUGAACGCCUCACAAAAGAAGUGCCCGCUGUAUGACAACGUCGAGGAGAGGCAUGAGCGAGAAGUCAAGGAAGCUGAGGCCGCCGCAAGAGCAGCUGCCAUGGCCGAGAAUCCUGAUGUUUCGGAAAAGGACCUUGAGAUCAAAGUUAGUGAUGCUGUCCAGAAGGCCACCAAAGACCGGAUCCAGAGAGGAGCAAUGGCGCCGGGCGGCAUACCCCUACCACCAGGACAUGACUAUGGAGGUUUGUUUGCCAGAAUGCCACGCUUCGGACGAUACCUGGCCCAAGAUGAUGCUGACGAUGACGAGGAUUUUGAGGAUGAGAUAGAUAUCGCUGAGGAGUUGUUGGACAUUCGUCGGCGGCAGCGAGGCCUUCGAGGCGCACGCCACAACGAAGUGGCCCGACUCGACCGGCUUUUCGAGCAAGAGCACGAUCGUCAAGCAGACCCGGCAGCAGAUCCUCGUCUUCGUGCAAGAGAUCCUCGUCUUCGUCGUCAGCCAGCCAAUAUGCCGCCUGGCAAUGUCCCGGCCCAUCCGGCACCAGCGAGACCACCUGUGCCUAGAAUGCAAGGCUUCAUACCCGUCUUCGAUCUUCGUCCCCCAAUGUUGCAAGCACAAGCACUACGCGCAGCAAAUCCUGCUUGGAACGCGCCCGCAGCACAGCCUUUGGAACAAGCACAACAACCAGCAGCAAACCGUGCUCGCGCUCGCGAUCCGUUCGACAUACUUGACGACUAUCUUCCUGGCGCGGAUCCUUUUGCUAACGAGCCUCCUCCACCGGCUGUAAUGGCUCCACACCCACCGCCGGCGCAGCCGCGUGCAGCAGUCCUUCAAGACGGUGCUGCACAGGCUAGGGGAGGACAGCUGCCUGAUCGUCUCCAGCGAGCCCGUGAACUUCGACUUGCGCAGCAGCAGCGACUUUUGCGGCAACGACAACGAGCCCAGGAGCACGUACGGCAACAACAGGAGCAGUUAUUGGGGCAUCUGCAUGGACAUCACGGCGAGCAUCGUAGACAGCUAUUGGCACAGCUGCACCAGGCUCAAGUUCAAGCCAUACAGUGGCCAUAUGGGGGGAACGCUGGAGUGAACGGAGGGCAGCAUCAGCAUGACGGCUGGAACCCACCCGAUGGUCCCCACGCCGGCUAG